This is a messenger RNA of Oncorhynchus tshawytscha (Chinook salmon), 2128 nucleotides long. Its product is annotated as trafficking protein particle complex subunit 2. Lineage: Eukaryota; Metazoa; Chordata; Actinopteri; Salmoniformes; Salmonidae. Gene Ontology annotation, cellular component: nucleus; cytoplasm; TRAPP complex. Gene Ontology annotation, biological process: endoplasmic reticulum to Golgi vesicle-mediated transport. The transcript has 5 exons. The record is from RefSeq and is a predicted model, not a curated record. The coding region runs from base 95 to 517 and encodes 140 amino acids.
UCAACUUUUCAUGUCGUUAUCAAACAGCGACGGUAUUACGGAAAAGAAAGGCUCGUUUUUUUAAACAGAAAAUUGCAGAUUGCUGGAAAGAAACAUGUCUGGGAGUUUCUAUUUUGUCAUGGUUGGGCAUCAUGAUAAUCCUGUCUUUGAAAUGGAAUUCUUGCCUGCUGGUAAAGCUGAGUCAAAGGAUGACCACCGGCAUCUGAACCAGUUCAUUGCGCAUGCAGCCCUCGACUUGGUGGAUGAAAACAUGUGGCUGUCUAACAACAUGUACCUGAAAACUGUGGACAAGUUCAACGAGUGGUUCGUCUCUGCCUUUGUCACUGCAGGACAUAUGAGAUUCAUCAUGCUUCAUGAUGUACGACAAGAAGAUGGAAUCAAAAACUUCUUCAAUGACGUGUAUGAUUUAUACAUUAAGUUUGCAAUGAAUCCUUUCUAUGAAACCAAUGCUCCAAUCCGGUCGACGGCAUUUGACAGGAAAGUACAGUUCCUUGGAAAGAAGCACCUCUUGAGCUGAUGAACUAACCUGGACAGCAUGGUUGUGUAGCUUUUUUAAUGUCUUCAUUGUGUGCAGUUUUUCAUUGUGUGCAGUUUCCAGUUAAAAUAUGUUUUAAGACAUAUAUAUACAUAAUAUACACAUAAUUUGUCUAUGAUCACCUGUUGUAUGUCUUAUAAUUUCAGUAUGUAUUACUGAUACUUCCCAACCACUGUAUAAAAGCUAUUGUAAGCAUGGAACAUUGUUGCAUAAUGAAUGGAUGGUACACUAUAUAUACAAAAGUAUGUGGACACCCCUUCAAAUUUGGCCAUUUCAGCCACACCCAUUGCUGACAGGUGUAUAAAAUUGAGCACACAGCCAUGCAAUCACCAUAGCUAACAUUUGCAGUAGAAUGGCCUUACUGAAGAGCUCAGUGACUUUCAAUGUGGCACCAUCAUAGGAUGCCACCUUUCCAACAAGUCAGUUUGUCAAAUUUCUGCCUUGCUAGAGCUGCCCAGGUCAACUGUUCAAGUGAUGUUACUGUGAAGUGAAAGUCUAGGAGCAACAAUGGCUCAGCCGUGAAGUGGUAGGCCACACAAGCUCACUGAAAGGGACUGCCGAGUGCUGAAGUGUGUAAAAAUGGUCUCCUAGGUUGCAACACUCACGACCGAGUUCCGAACUGCCUCUGAAAGCAACGUCAGCACACUAACUGUUCGUCGGGAGCUUAAUGAAAGGGGUUUGGGAUAGGCCAUUUCCUGUUUCAUCAUGACCAACUCCAUAUUAAUGACCAUGAUUUUGGAACGAGAUGUUCGACGAUCAGGUGUUCACCUACUUUUGGUAAUGUAGUGUAUGUGUCACCAGAAUUUUGUUUCAAGUUUGAUAAUAAUGACAAGGUUUGUAUGAGGCUUUUCUGAACUUGAAUGAGCUUGUUAAAUAUUAUCCCAUUCAAAAGACGGUAAUGUUUAACAUUCACAAAGCUGUCUGCCGCCUUAGGGGAAUUCUCUGGCGCUGCCCAAAUGCUCUGUGCAAAUGCAACUAUGCCCUGCACACAAUAGUUUUGGAAACAUUUGCAACCAUACUUUCAUAUAAGCGAGAAAUAAUUUUUCAAACACAAAACACAAUUAACGUACGCAGUUCAGGAAAGUUGCACCCGGCUGUAUUUUGUGGAACACUCGAAAUCUGGAGUGGCAUGUGUCGUAGCCGGCUGCAACUUUGCUAAACUGCGCAAAGUAUGUGUACUUUUUUGUAUUUGCAAGAUUCUUUCUUGCUUCUAUGAAAGUUAAGUUCCAAAGGUUUCCAAAAACGCAUUGCAAGUGAGGCGUAUUUGCGUUUAAACAGAGCGUCUGGAUUGUAGUUCACAUGGAGGCAGCUGUGGUCCGUACCAUUGGCUGAGAAGCCAAAAGGGUGGCCAACUGUACGCUGGUUAUACACCCCCUUGGGUUCUUGAGAGCUAGUUAAAUCAAUGUAAAUGUGGCUAAGUUUACACAGGUAGCCCAAUUCUGAUGAGAUCUGCUCUGAUUGGUCAAAAGACCCAUUGUUGGCAGAAUAUCAGAAUUAGGCUGCCGGUGUAAACUAAGCCAUUCAUUCCUGAGGUUUGUGAAAUGCUCUGACUCACUGUCCAGUUUCUCUGAUUAAAUACUAUCAUUAACAUAA